AUGAACAAAUUUUGUUGCAUUGUCCCAUUCUUCUUGGUUGUCACCUCAUACCUAAUCACCCCUUCACUAAGUGAUCAAACACAAGAUUUCAUAAGCCAAAUUUGUCGUACGGUCUCGGAUCCCGGUUUUUGUUUCGAUCAACUCAACAAGAAUCUUCCGUCACCGCAGACGGAUCUUCCCGGUCUCACAAGACUCACCACUGGCCUGGCCCUAGCAUUCGCAAGGGACACGGAAACGUUCUUUCAGAGAGUUAAAGAACACGAAGAGAACGCGGGCUUGAAGAAACUCUACGAGUUCUGCGAAAGUAAAUACCACAGUGUAGUGGGGUUUAUGCAAGGCGCGAAUUACGAUGCCGACAGGGCGGAUUUCGUAUCAAUGGUGAAUCUUCUGCAGUUGUGUGGUCCGCCGGUUAUUGAGUGCCAAACUGCACUAGGUGAUAUUAUUUACGCGGUGCGUUCGAAGAACGCGCAUAUGAGGACUUUCAUCUCCAUGGGAUUGAAAGAAGGAACUCUUCUGUAG
Erythranthe guttata (spotted monkey flower) is the source of this 519-nucleotide messenger RNA. RefSeq lists its product as uncharacterized. NCBI's taxonomy places the organism in Eukaryota, Viridiplantae, Streptophyta, Magnoliopsida, Lamiales, Phrymaceae. Gene Ontology annotation, molecular function: enzyme inhibitor activity. The record is from RefSeq and is a predicted model, not a curated record.